This is a messenger RNA of Erythranthe guttata (spotted monkey flower), 1101 nucleotides long. RefSeq lists its product as uncharacterized. NCBI's taxonomy places the organism in Eukaryota, Viridiplantae, Streptophyta, Magnoliopsida, Lamiales, Phrymaceae. The record is from RefSeq and is a predicted model, not a curated record.
UCUCUCAUUAUUUUCUUCUCAUCGGAAAAUCAAUCGGAGAAGAAUGCUCGGAAUCUCCUACGGCGAACUUUUCCUUCUUUUAGGAGCUACGGCUGCUCUUAUUGGGCCGAAGGAUCUUCCAGUUAUAUCUAGAACAGCGGGAAGGUUAGCUGGGCGUGCAAUUGGAUAUGUUCAAGUGGCACGUGGUCAAUUUGAAAGCGUUAUGCAGCAGUCCCAAGCUCGCCAGGUACAUAAAGAACUGCAAGAUACAAUGGCACAAUUAGAAGCCAUACGCCAUGAAAUUCGGUCGAUUUCUUUCAUGAAUCCUGGUCCUUUGACAACAAGGCUAGUCGAUAAUAUUGUUAGUCAACCACCUGUUACCGAUGUGGACAAGGAAUCUUCAAAACCUCCUCAAGAGAGCACUGUGGAACCUGAGAACACAAAGACCACUACCAUAGACAAGGAUCACAGUUCGAAAACCUCGCUGAUGUCUGAUAUACAUAGCCAAGCAACUACGUAUGCAAGAUUGACAGAAUCCACACCCUUAAAUGCAAAUUCCAUGAAGGAAGUUCUGAGUGAGCUGAAGGAUGAUUCUGGUCAGUUCAUUGUUCUUCCUAUAUCAGCUGAAAGUGCAAAACUGCUGCCCAGUCAGAAAGAUAACUUGACAGGAUCCGACAUAUUGUUGGAGGCAGUACUCGAGGAAGAUGUGGCACGCAAUGCGAAGGAUUUUUUCAUUCAGGCUCAGAACCAAACGAAAAAUUAAUAUAUAGGUACCAAAUCACUGAUGCAUGUUACCUUUCUCCAUAAAGAAUUCUCUCAACAUGUGAUGUUACUCUAUGAAUCCAUGGCAUCAGAUUUCUCGAUUCCGAUUCUCGUUGGAAUCACAUUCCACUUCUUUUGGCGCCUGGCCGUACAUUCGCCCUAGUUUUUUUUUUUAUCUGUGCAAUUUGAGUGAACGAGUCGUUGGAAUUUUUGUUUUUAAUAACAAGAUGAUUCGAUAUCAAGUAGGAGGCGUUCGGUUGAAUGUGAUUUUAGAAAGUUUAUCUUCUUAGAAAUUGCCUUUUGUUAAUAGUCAUUAUACUAUCUUAAUGCUAUGGAAAGUUUGGUAUUUGAAUGUUUGAA